Messenger RNA from Drosophila albomicans, 1719 nucleotides. Its product is annotated as probable mitochondrial glutathione transporter SLC25A40. The record is from RefSeq and is a predicted model, not a curated record. The coding region runs from base 283 to 1536 and encodes 417 amino acids. Lineage: Eukaryota; Metazoa; Arthropoda; Insecta; Diptera; Drosophilidae. Gene Ontology annotation, biological process: mitochondrial transmembrane transport. The transcript has 5 exons.
AUCAGUCUAUCGAUAGUCGAAGCACACAUGGACACAGGCACACUCACACGUAACGCGAAUAUAUGGAAAAGUACUUUAUUUAUCUGGGACUUCGAACGUCCUCGUUUUCGCGAUCUAUCAUUUUGAUUUUAAUGACAAUCUCAACGCGACAACGUGCACAACCCCACACACAUUGAAUACAUUGAAUCCAUACACCCACAUACACAAAACACGCACACAACACAUCUACUUUAGCCUAUCGACGAGCCCACUGACAUCAACCAAUUGCGCCAAAGCAUCAUCAUGUCCGAGACGUCGAGGGCACGCACACGAACAGCAAUGGCAGCAGCGGCGGCCAGAAGCUGUGGACUGGCUCCCACUCCUGGCCAACAUACGAUGACAGAUCCCAGAUUUCGCAUACGACCCAUGCAGCAAGUGGUCUCCGCUUGCACUGGUGCCAUGAUAACCGCCUGCUUCAUGACGCCAUUGGAUGUGAUCAAAACACGUUUGCAGGCCCAACAGUCGGCGAUGUUAUCGAACAAAUGUUUCCUCUACUGCAACGGCCUUAUGGAUCACAUAUGCCCCUGUGGCCCAAAUACACCAACGCCAACAGCAGCAUCAGCAGCCGCCGCCGCCUCCUCCUCCCAGAAUGCAUUUAGCAAGCUUUCCGCUCCCGCCUCCUCUACAUCGCACUUUACUGGCACCAUUGACGCUUUCGUCAAAAUCAGUCGCUCUGAGGGCGUCGCAGCGCUGUGGUCCGGUCUCAGUCCAACACUCAUCUCGGCCCUGCCCUCAACGAUCAUCUACUUCGUGGCCUACGAACAGUUCAAGGCUCGCUUCACAGAUCUACACUACAAGUACCUGGCGCCGAUGCAAAGUCGCGACAUUCCGAUGCUUGUGCCAUUGCUGGCUGGAGUUUCCGCUCGCAUACUCGCUGUCACGUUCGUCAGUCCCAUUGAGAUGAUACGCACCAAGAUGCAGUCACAAAAGAUGACGCAUGCGGAGAUGUUUGGCUCAGUGCGUCAGGUUGUGCAGUCGCAGGGCGUAUUGGGCUUGUGGCGCGGCUUGCCUCCAACCAUUUUGAGGGAUGUGCCAUUCUCGGGCAUUUACUGGACGUGUUACGAGUACCUGAAAAGUAGAUUUAAUGUUGUGGAGCCAACGUUUGGCUUCAGUUUCGUAGCGGGCGCAAUUUCUGGCUCGGUUGCUGCAACAGUUACCACGCCAUUUGACGUGAUCAAAACGCACGAACAGAUCGAGUUUGGUGAGAAAGUCAUAUUUACAGAUAAUCCCGCCAAGAGUGUGCCCACGAAAUCCGUUGCAGAGCGUUUGUCAAACAUAUAUCGCUUGAAUGGGAUGCGAGGCGUUUUCUCUGGACUUGGACCGCGUCUAUUUAAGGUGGCACCGGCAUGUGCCAUUAUGAUUUCAACGUUCGAAUACAGCAAAUCGUUCUUUUACCAUUACAAUGUCGAUCAGCAUCAGCAAUCGAUGCUUUUGCUGGCAAACAGUAACAACUGCAACAACAACAACUGUACAAGUGCUAAGACGGACUUAGAGUAAGGAGUUAAAAGUACUGUGGGUAGAGAUAAAUAUAUAGAUAGAUAGAUGAGCGUGUAAAUAUGUAUAAAAUCAUACCAAAGUUAAGCACUAAAUCACUGAGUUACAAUAAUUUUCGUAGUUUCUUGAAAGCUUUUCAAUGCCUUUGUAAAAUUGAUUGAGUGAAAUAAAAUUCCUUUUUUUUUU